AUGCGGCUCCCUUUACUCCUGUGCCUGGUACUCCUGAGCCCGCGGAUGGCCGCCCUGCGCCGACCCCAGAAGAAGAGAGUUCAGGAGCUGUCGCCCGCAGUCGCCACGGUGGCCCCUGGCAGCCGGGACUUUGUCUUCGACCUCUACAGGGCCUUGGCCGCAGCUGCCCCCGACCAGAACAUCUUCUUCUCCCCUCUGAGCAUCUCCGUGAGCCUGGCCAUGCUCUCCCUGGGGGCGCGGUGCAACACGAAGGCGCAGGUCCUGGCGGGCCUGGGCCUCAGCCCCCAGGAGGGCCAGGAGGAGGAGCUCCACAGCGCCUCCCAGCGGCUGCUGUGGGAGCUUGAGCGGCCCAGAGACGGCCUCCAGCUGAGCCUCGGCAACGCCCUGUUCACCAAGCCCGCGGUGCCCAUGGAGGAGGCCUUCCUGGGCGCCAUAAGGACGCUGUACCUGGCAGACACUUUCCCCACCGACUUUGAGGACCCUGAAGGGGCCCAGAAGCAGAUCAAUGAUUACGUGGCAAAGCAAACGAAAGGCAAGAUUGUGGACUUGGUUAAGGGCCUGGAUGGCACUGAGGUCAUGGUCAUAGUGAAUUACAUUUUCUUUAAAGCUAAGUGGGAGACAAGCUUCAACCGCAAAAGCACCCACGAGCAGGACUUCCACGUGACCUCGGAGACGGUGGUGCGGGUACCCAUGAUGAAACGAGAGGAUCAGUUUUACUACCUCCUGGACCGAAACCUCUCCUGCAGGGUGGUAGGGGUCCCCUACCAAGGGAACGCCACCGCCUUCUUCAUUCUCCCCCGCGAGGGCGGGAUGGGACAGGUGGAAAAUGGCCUGACAGAGAAAACACUGAGGAAGUGGCUCAGGAUGCCCAUGAAGAGACAGCUUGAGCUUCACCUACCCAAGUUCUCCAUUGAGGGCUCCUAUCAGCUGGAGAAAGUCCUCCCCAAGCUGGGGAUCAGAGAUGUCUUCACCUCCUAUGCUGACCUGACCGGCAUCUCCAACCAUUCCAGCAUCCAGGUGUCUGAGAUGGUUCACAAAGCCAUGGUGGAGGUGGACGAGUCGGGAACCCAAGCGGCUGCAGCCACGGGGACAAUCUUCAUGUUCAGAUCUGCCCGGAUGAGCUCUCAAAAGGUAGUAUUCAACAGGCCCUUUCUGAUGCUCAUUGUGGAGAACAACAAACACAUCCUUUUCCUCGGCAAAGUGACUCGCCCUUGA
Molecule: messenger RNA, 1215 nt
Organism: Lagenorhynchus albirostris (white-beaked dolphin)
Lineage: Eukaryota; Metazoa; Chordata; Mammalia; Artiodactyla; Delphinidae
Product: plasma serine protease inhibitor-like
Exons: 4
Coding region: 1-1215 (404 amino acids)
Biological process (GO): negative regulation of endopeptidase activity
Molecular function (GO): serine-type endopeptidase inhibitor activity
Source: RefSeq, a predicted model, not a curated record